Topomyia yanbarensis is the source of this 4224-nucleotide messenger RNA. Its product is annotated as protein tolkin-like. The transcript has 2 exons. Gene Ontology annotation, molecular function: zinc ion binding; metalloendopeptidase activity; calcium ion binding. The coding region runs from base 390 to 3956 and encodes 1188 amino acids. Gene Ontology annotation, biological process: proteolysis. The record is from RefSeq and is a predicted model, not a curated record. NCBI's taxonomy places the organism in Eukaryota, Metazoa, Arthropoda, Insecta, Diptera, Culicidae.
GAGUGUGAAGCUAGAGUCGUAUUUUCAGAAAGCGGCCACCAGUGCGAUUACCCCCGGCAGAUACUGGCGGUAAUCCGAUGAUUAAUUGAAUCGAAUCCUGUCGGUGUUGAAAUAAAGUCUCACGGUCAUAUCGCCCGUUACGAUUACCUCAAAUCGUGGCAGUUGAUUAGUUCAUUAUCAGUAAGUACCCGCAGCCAAUCUGGAUUAUUAUGUGGAUGAGCAGAUCGGAAUGAUGUUCGUGUUUGUGUGUAAAGUAGGAAGAUGUGAACAACAUAUACCCCAUUGAGAGCGAGUAGCAGAGAGUAUCAACCAAAGCGCUGCAGUACGAAAGCACUGAGCUCAAUCGAUCAAACGAAAAGUGCCUAUCAACGUGACCGUAAUUUUCCGUAAUGUUGUCCUUGGUGGUUCGUUGGCCGACGCUUCGGAGACGAUCAUGGAGUCACAGCGUUCUACUUCCUGUCAGUUUAAUGCUGAUGGCGUUGAUUGUGAGAACCAGCGUCGUGCACUGCCUGGAGCGCCAAUACACCGCUGACGAACUACUUCAGAGUACAUUUCCACUCGGGAUCUCCGGGGACAUUGACAUGGACCCGUGUAAAUCUAGCAGUUUUAUGGGUGAUAUUGCAAUGGCUAAUGUGAACUAUGAAAGUGAAUUCCACAAACAAAGACUGAAAGAACAGGCCGCUGAGGCGGAGAAACUGCAGAAACAAAUCAUCUACGAAGGUCUUCAGGUAGAGGAGGAAGGUCUUAUCAGGCCACCUGUUUCAUCCCGAGAGCGUCCUUCACGAACGAAUGACGUUGGUAAAAAACUGAAACUUCAACCGAGUAGAGGCAGCGAUGAAAACAGCAACACGAGGAAAAUGCAUCACAAACAUCGACCUCAAAAGCACAAUCCGGACAAAACAAGUACACGAGUGAAUCCCAAAGUGAAAAGACCUACUUACAAAAGCAAAACAGAUAAUUUAAAAUCAGAGUUAGAAAAACAUUCUCUUUCCCUCGCCGACAGCAACUUACUAAUGCAGAGCAAACUGGUACGGGUUGCUCAUAGACAUUCAACCGCCAAAGUAAACACGCCUCGUAAAAUACGACGCUACAGAAGAAGGCGAAAGGAUCACCCGCAUCAUAGAUCGGUGAGGGCUGCAACGGCUAAAAAGGAACGCAUAUGGGACUACGGUGUUAUCCCGUAUGAGAUCGACGGAAAUUUCAGUGGAUUGCACAAGGCUUUAUUCAAACAGGCGAUGCGCCACUGGGAAAACUAUACCUGCAUAAAAUUUGUCGAACGAGAUCCCGUCGAACAUGUCAACUUUAUAGUGUUCACCGAAAGACCCUGCGGCUGUUGCUCGUUUGUGGGAAAACGUGGCAAUGGUCCUCAAGCGAUUUCGAUCGGUAAAAACUGCGACAAGUUUGGCAUUGUUGUUCAUGAGCUCGGUCACGUGGUGGGUUUCUGGCACGAGCACACCCGACCCGACCGAGAGGAUCACGUGGUGAUAGAAAAGCACAACAUCAUGAUCGGGCAGGAGUAUAAUUUCAACAAACUUACCGAAGAUGAAGUCAACUCGCUUGGUCAGCCUUACGAUUAUUUUUCAAUCAUGCACUAUGCGAGAAAUACAUUUUCCAGGGGAACCUACCUGGAUACAAUUCUUCCGGUUGACAUACCAGGACAGAAACGGCCGGAAAUUGGUCAGAGGCUGCGGCUCAGCGAAGGUGAUAUUACCCAAGCAAAUUUACUCUACAAGUGCACGAAAUGUGGUCGCACAUUCCAGGAUCAUUCGGGAUUCUUUACAUCCCCAAGUUACCAUUCUAAAAUUCCACCAAACGAACCAGAACGCUGCGAGUGGCGUAUAACAGCGACCCACGGCGAACAAAUUGUGCUGAACAUCACAGAUCUAGAUAUUUACAAAUCGGAAAACUGUCGCACUGAUUAUUUGGAAAUACGCGACGGCUACUGGUAUAAGUCACCUCUGUUGGGCAAACUUUGCGGGUCCAAGCGAAACAACAAUUUGAUUAUCUCGAGCGGCAAUCGAAUGAUGCUUACCUUCGUGACCAGCUAUCGUCAGAUAAGCAUGCGCGGUUUUUCCGCUCAGUACGAAGCAAUCUGCGGCGGAGACAUUUAUCUGGAAGUCGGAGGUCGUUUGGAAUCACCUAAUUAUCCUGCCGAUUAUCUACCGAACAAGGAAUGUAUCUGGAGGAUCACGGUUCCCAAAGAUUAUCAGGUGGCGCUAAAGUUCCAAUCAUUCGAAGUGGAAAACCAUGACAACUGUGCGUACGAUUACGUUGAAGUACGGGACGGUCAUUCGCCAGAGUCUCGAGAAAUUGGCGCAUUCUGUGGAUAUAAGAUACCGCCCGAUAUGCGAUCGUCUUCGAAUAAGAUGUUUGUCAAGUUCGUGUCCGAUGGAUCGGUGCAAAAGGCAGGAUUCCUGGCAACAAUCAUGAAGGAAGUUGACGAAUGCGAGCGAAAGGAUCACAGCUGUGAGCAUGACUGCAUCAACACUCUGGGCGGGUACGAGUGCGGCUGUGAAAUCGGAUAUGAACUGCACAGUGAUCGGAAGUCUUGCGAGAAAGCUUGUGGAGGUAUUCUCACAGCAAAAAGUGGAACCGUCUGGUCACCAUCAUUCCCGAAGGAAUAUCCCACGAUGAAGGACUGCGUGUGGGAAAUUGUCGCCUCACCGCAGCACAAAAUCACCCUAAAUUUCACACAUUUUGACCUGGAAGGAAAUACUUUCUACCAAUCGUCGGAAUGUGACUACGACGCCGUCAGCGUCUAUUCUAAGAUCAACGACGAGGCAAUGAAACGACACGGGACGUUUUGCGGAUCCAGGAUCCCACCGACCAUCACUUCGGAAAGCAACAUUCUCAGGGUGGAGUUUCGUUCGGACAAAACCGUUCAGAAAACCGGUUUCGCCGCAGUCUACUUCUCCGAUGUGGACGAAUGUGCGGUUAACAAUGGCGGCUGUCAGCAUGAAUGUAAGAACACAGUCGGGUCGUUUAUUUGCACCUGCAGGAACGGUUACCUACUGCACGAAAAUGGGCGCGAUUGCAAAGAAGGCGGGUGUAAGUACGAAAUCACCGCUCCUAGUGGUCAAAUCUACAGUCCCAACUAUCCGGAUAAGUAUCCAUCGAAAAAGGAUUGUAUAUGGCACUUUUCGACGGCUCCAGGCCAUCGGAUCAAACUGAUAUUCAACGUGUUCGAUGUUGAACUACACCAAGAGUGUGCUUAUGAUCACAUUGUUAUCUAUGAUGGCGAUUCCCAGGAAAGUCACACCCUUGGUCGGUUCUGCGGCGCAAAGAUGCCUCAUCCGAUUUCGUCGACCUCAAAUGAAAUGUAUAUGGUGUUCAAGACGGACCUUAGCGUUCAGCGGAAGGGAUUUCUAGCUACUCAUACCACUGCGUGUGGUGGACACUUGCAGGCGACUGCCGAAAUCAACCAUCUUUACUCGCACGUUGCGUACGGUGUAGGAACCUACGAAAAUGGUGCCGAUUGCGAGUGGACAAUCGAGGCCGAUUCGGGUCGUAAAGUUCAGCUGACCUUCCUGGCGUUCGAUCUAGAAGAGGAAGGACACUGUUCGUACGACUACGUUGAAAUCGGAAGCGGGUUCGAUGAUAUGAGCGGCCAGCUGCACGGCAAGUACUGCGGAAACAGUAUGCCUCCGGAGAUUAUCUCGAUGAGUGAGAUAGUCGUGGUUCGGUUCCGCUCGGACGAUACGGUUGGGUUCAAGGGCUUUUCGGCGUCGUACGUGGCAAUCAGUCCGUUUGAUGAUGAGCUUUCGACCGACGAGGAAGCGUCGGAGAGCACUGAGUUGGCGGCUCCGUUUCCUGGUUCGCUGAGAAAUAUGUUCAUUAGCUACAAUGAAGAUGAUGGCGAGGACGACGAUUACGAGGUGUAUCACGGGCGGCGAGUGAACAGCAAGGUUCGGCUAGGGGUUCGCAAUGAGAUUAAUUCUGCGCAAACUGACGAUUGAACGUAUGUUGCGUUGGUGGUGAAGACGAGUUUCAAUCAGUCAAUUGUGAUGUUAUUUUAGUAAGAUCAAAUACAAAAAUUUCAGACGAAUGCAUGUUCAUUCGAAUACAGAUGAUUGUAGUACAGGUAGUAAGAAUAAUCUAGUUCCUGGAUUUUUUUUAAAUGAUAUUUUAACUAUUAUUUCAUAUUUAAUGACAAUGAUCUGAACGAUUCUAGGACAUGCAAUGAAAUAGACUGAGAUAGUUGUAAAUAAAAUAGAUGAUUUCUUU